GUUGGUUUAGCUAUCGAGGACCACCUGGUGGCUAAAUUGAGCUAAAAGGCUAAAGCAAAGACAAGAGACUCUCUCUGGUUACUAAAAUCUCUUCACGUUUUUCAUCUUCUAGAUCUGAGCUCCAUUGGAUCGUACUUAUCGCCGAACGCUCACGGGAACAAGCAUAAAGACGAGGAAUUUUCGCAUGGUCCUUUUUCCGAUUUCUGAUCGGAAGAACCCUAAUCGUAAUCCAAUUCCAAUUCCAAUCCCAUUUCGUCGUUAAUCUGCCAGAGAAGCAAUUCACUGGUCGAAAAUUUUGGUGCUACGGAGUUGAUUCGAGCGAGAGAGGAUGGAGCAGCUGAAAACGAUUGGGAGAGAGCUAGCGAUGGGAUCGCAAGGUGGGUUUGGUCAGUCGAAGGAGUUUCUCGAUCUGGUCAAAUCAAUCGGCGAGGCACGAUCCAAGGCUGAGGAAGAUCGGAUCGUGCUAAGCGAGAUCGAUAUACUGAAACGGAGGCUGUUGGAGCCAGAUGUGCCCAAGAGGAAGAUGAAAGAGUACAUUAUACGGCUCGUUUACAUUGAGAUGCUAGGCCACGACGCUUCUUUCGGUUACAUUCACGCCGUGAAGAUGACGCACGACGAUAAUCUCCUCCUCAAGCGUACCGGUUACCUCGCCGUCACGCUCUUUCUCAACGAGGACCACGACCUCAUUAUCCUUAUCGUCAACACGAUCCAGAAAGAUCUCAGAUCCGAUAACUAUCUCGUUGUUUGUGCGGCACUUAAUGCAAUCUGUAGGCUUAUCAACGAGGAGACGAUUCCGGCGGUUUUGCCUCAGGUGGUGGACUUGCUUAAUCACCAGAAGGAAGCUGUGAGGAAGAAAGCGAUCAUGGCUCUGCAUAGAUUUCACCGGAAGUCUCCUUCUUCGGUUUCACAUUUGAUCUCCAAUUUCAGAAAGAGGCUAUGCGAUAACGAUCCUGGAGUUAUGGGUGCUACGCUUUGCCCUCUAUUUGAUCUCAUAAGUGAAGAUGUUACUUCCUAUAAGGAUUUGGUGAGCAGUUUCGUCAGCAUUCUCAAACAGGUCACUGAGAGGAGAUUGCCAAAGAGUUACGAUUACCAUCAAAUGCCUGCACCCUUUAUACAGAUCAAGUUGCUGAAGAUAAUGGCGCUGCUGGGCAGUGGUGAUAAGAGCGCGAGUGAAAUCAUGUACAUGGUGCUUGGAGAUUUGUUCAGAAAGUGCGAUUCAUCUACCAAUAUAGGAAAUGCGAUCCUUUAUGAGUGUAUUCGCUGUAUUUCUUGUAUUCUUCCAAAUCCCAAACUGCUAGAAGCUGCUGCGGAGGCUAUCUCCAAGUUUUUGAAGAGUGAUAGUCACAAUCUGAAGUACAUGGGGAUUGAUGGUCUUGGUCGGUUGAUAAAAAUAAGCCCAGACAUUGCUGAGCAGCACCAACUUGCCGUGAUAGAUUGUUUGGAGGAUCCAGAUGAUACACUAAAGAGGAAAACUUUUGAAUUGCUGUACAAAAUGACCAAGUCCUCUAAUGUAGAAGUGAUUGUCGACCGAAUGAUUGAUUACAUGAUUAGUAUCAAUGACAAUCAUUACAAAACUGAGAUAGCAUCUCGUUGUGUUGAGUUGGCGGAACAAUUCGCUCCAAGCAAUCAAUGGUUCAUCCAGAUCAUGAAUAAAGUCUUCGAGCAUGCAGGAGAUCUGGUAAAUAUUAAGGUGGCACAUAAUUUGAUGCGUUUGAUUGCUGAAGGAUUUGGAGAGGACGAUGACGAUGCAGACAGCAAACUUAGACUAUCAGCUGUGGAAUCAUACUUGCAGAUUAUCAGCGAGCCAAAGCUUCCCUCCCUGUUUCUUCAGGUCAUUUCUUGGGUGCUUGGAGAAUACGGCACAGCUGACGGGAAGUAUUCUGCGUCCUAUAUCAGUGGAAAGCUGUGUGAUGUGGCAGAUGCAUAUUCAAGUGAUGAAAAUGUUAAGGGUUAUGCUGUUUCUGCACUGAUGAAGAUCUAUGCAUUUGAAAUUGCAUCUGGGAGAAAGGUGGAUGUGUUGCCCGAGUGCCAAUCUUUGAUUGAAGAGCUACUGGCUUCACAUUCAACAGAUCUUCAGCAACGUGCAUAUGAGCUUCAGGCUCUUAUUGCUCUAGAUGCCCGUGCUGUCGAGAGUAUAAUACCUUUAGAUGCUAGUUGCGAAGACAUCGAGGUUGAUAAGGAUCUUUCAUUUCUCAAUGGCUAUAUCCAACAAGCUAUCGAGAGUGGAGCACAACCUUAUAUCUCUGAGAGAGAACGCUCGGGAAUGUUUGAAACAACCGAUUACCAUUCCCAAGAUCAUCACGAAGUUCCAGCUCAUGCUCUCCGGUUUGAAGCCUAUGAACUUCCAAAGCCAUCAAUGCCAACACAGGCUUCAACCGAGCUUGUUCCAGUACCCGAGCCUUCUUAUUACAGCGACCCACACCAGCCAAUUCCAACAUCUUUAGUCUCUGAACGAGAGUCAUCAGAAAUCAAGCUGCGACUCGAUGGAGUUAAGCAAAAAUGGGGUAGACCGAGCUAUCAAUCGACCACAUCAGCUUCUUCUACUCCUCAGCAAUCAACAAACGGUACCACGACACACUCGGAUGGAGGAGCUGGCUCAUCUAGCUCAAAGCCUCGAACCAGUUACGAAUCAAAGAAACCCGAGAUCGACCCCGAGAAACAGAGACUCGCUGCAUCCUUGUUUGGUGGAUCAUCAUCAUCAAGAACUGACAGAAAGUCAUCUUCUGGUGGUCACAAGCCUGCAAAAGGAACAGCUAACAAAGCCGCAAGCAUCCCCAAGGAAACUCCGAUCCCUGUUCAGCCGCAACCAGACUUGCUCGACUUUGGCGAGCCAACUGAUACAACCGUUACAGCGACGGAUCCUUUUAAAGAGUUAGAAGGGCUUCUAGAUUCUUCGAGCCACGACGGAGGUGGUUCGACCGAUGUGAUGGGACUAUACUCAGAUGCAGCACCUGUGACGACGACCACAAGUGUUGACUCUCUCUUAUCGGAACUAUCUGAUAGCUCCAAAGGAAACGCACGCACGUAUCAAUCUCAAACCUCGAAAGGACCAAACUCAAAGGAAGCUCUUGAGAAAGACGCUCUUGUUAGACAAAUGGGCGUGAACCCAACAAGUCAGAACCCUACACUGUUCAAAGAUCUCCUCGGCUAGAAGAACCAUUCUCCAACGAAACCAUUCGUUGACUCUCAUCAUCAUCAUCAACAUCGCCACCAUCCCAUAUUUGGUAAUGUGUGGAGUUUGGGGAUUAUAGUAUGUUUCUGAUUCAAGAACAGCUUUUUGUUGUACCUAUCUCAAUAGAAACUUUCAGUUUACAAAACACAAGGAGAGAGAGGUAAGUCACGUUUCGAGAAUUUUUUUUUUGAAUUUUUGGUUUCUCUUAGUUUUUGGAGUCGUCAUCAGUGAAUGGUUAACGUAAGGCCGUUGAUUUUGAGCUUCUCUUGUUGUGUCUAUAGAACAUUUGUAUCAUCUUUUGUUUCUUAUAGGUACUUAAUUUUCUUUUCAAAGUAUAUACUCUUCGUUUCAGAUUAAGUAUGACAUUUUCUUUCCUUCUCAUUUUCUUUUUUAAAGUAAAUUGAAACAAAA
Messenger RNA from Thlaspi arvense, 3583 nucleotides. Lineage: Eukaryota; Viridiplantae; Streptophyta; Magnoliopsida; Brassicales; Brassicaceae. The record is from the annotation of a GenBank genome assembly.